Molecule: messenger RNA, 1015 nt
Organism: Trichoplusia ni (cabbage looper)
Lineage: Eukaryota; Metazoa; Arthropoda; Insecta; Lepidoptera; Noctuidae
Product: dynein regulatory complex protein 8
Exons: 7
Coding region: 277-894 (205 amino acids)
Molecular function (GO): calcium ion binding
Source: RefSeq, a predicted model, not a curated record
GUAUAACAGAGGCCGUACACCAAAACCUAGGCCACCAUCCUAUAGAAGCUACCAUAGAGCAAUAGGCAGAACAUUUGCAUGUCACGACAGUCAGUCGGAGAAAAUUGGCGGUUUGUUCAAUAUUCAAAGUACUCGUUUAUAGUUCAAUAGUCCAAAUUUACCGAAACGCGUCAGUUGCUUGGAUACAAGGGAAUGGGAAUCAUGUUUCUGUAUUAUAGUGUUUAAAUCUUUUGACUUAUUUACAAGCUUUUAUUUACCAAUCGUAAACUAUAAAACAUGACAUCUAAAUCAAGACUCACUGCUCCGCGUGAUGAUAAAAUUCAUGCAAAUAAUGAUUUGGAAAAGAAAAUUAUGGAAGCCUUCGAAGUGUUCGACCAUUCUGCGAAACAAGUCGUCGACGUCAGAGAAGUAGGAACCAUCUUGCGUUCUUUAGGGUGUUGUCCAACCGAAGCUGAGGUACAGGAGGUUAUCUUAGCGACGGAAAACAAAGAAGUAACUGGGAAUGUGCCGCUUCAUACGUUCCUACCAUACAUGUGCAAGGCUUUGAUAGAACACAGGUACUAUCCAGCAAGCGCAGAGAUGUUGCUAGCAGCUUUCCGUUACUUCGACACGGAGGGCCGUGGCUACCUCACUAAGGAACGAUUCACUCAACUCAUGCUGGAGGAAGGGGAGCCGUUCACGCAGGAGGAGUUUGACGAGAUGAUGCAAACCGCUUUGGAUCCCGUCACUGACACUAUCACUUACGAAUACUACAUCAACCAGCUUAUGGUGGCACAGAAAGAUGUGUAUGAUAUAGCUGAUGUUGUUGAAGAAGAAAGGAAGAAACAAGACGUACCCCAACAAAAGAAGAAACGUGCUUCAUCCCUAUUACGCUCUACUACUAUGAUGCUAUAAUCUUUGUAAAUUAAAAAUUAAGUACUAUUUAACGUUCUUGUCGAGGAUGAGAUAACAGAAAAUCAAGAGGCACCUAAAUGAAAAUCUCAAGUAAAAAUCCAAAAUACUCACUAAAUACUCU